Messenger RNA from Cuscuta europaea, 8504 nucleotides. Lineage: Eukaryota; Viridiplantae; Streptophyta; Magnoliopsida; Solanales; Convolvulaceae. The record is from the annotation of a GenBank genome assembly.
AAAUUGUGUCCCAUUGUCGGAGAUGAUCUGCUGGGGGACGCCAAACCUUGUGAGGAUGUUCUUGAGGACGAAGUGACGGCACUUUGCCUCUGUGAUGCUGGCGAGGGGUUCAGCCUCCACCCACUUGGUAAAGUAGUCGACGGCUACGAUGAUGUACCUGUUGUUGGAGGUGCCCCUCGGCAGAGGGCCCACAAGGUCUAUCCCCCAUCGAGAAAAAGGGACAGAUGUGCUGAUGGGGGCAUAGUUGACCGCUGGCCUGCCGGGGGCUUUCUGGAAAUGUUGACAUGCGGUGCACCUCCGGGCAAGGUCAGCACAAUCCCUGGCCAUGGUUGGCCAGAAGUAGCCCUGGAGAAUGAGCCUUCGGGACAUGGAGAAGGGUCCCUGGUGAGCUGAGCAAGUGCCACUGUGCACCUCCUCCAUUGCGACCUCGGCUUCAUCUGGAUGAAGGCACCGAAGUAGCGUGCCAUUGUAAGAUCGUUUGUAGAGCCUUCCAUCUUCGAUGGUGUAGCUGGGAGCCCUCAGCUUUGCCAGUUUAGCACGGGCCUCAUUCUCGGGUAUCUGCCCUGUGGAGAUGAAGGUGGUGAUAUCUGAGAUCCAAUCCUCCUGACGUUGUUGUAUGUUCAUAACGGGGCUCGCAUGGAUGCUUGAGAGGCUGAGUUCCUCGAUUUUGGCAAUUUUGGAGAUGUGCUCGGGGGAGUCGGCCAAGAGCUUAGAUAAUAUGUCGGCCUCGGAGUUCUGAGCCCUCGGUAUUUGAGUGAGGGAGUGUGCCUCAAAUACCUUAAGCAACUCCUUGGCCGCUUCCUUGUACUGUUUCAUUCUCCCCUCCUUGGCCUCAUAUUCUUCGGAGAUUUGGCCAACGACCAACUUGGAGUCACAUUUGAUGUGGAUCUGCCGAGCCCUCAUGUUGGCAGCCAGCCGAAGGCCACAUAGGAGGACCUCAUAUUCGGCCUCAUUGUUGGAGACUUUGAAGGAGAAGCGGAUGGCAUAGUAGGCCCUGAAGCCCUCGGGAGUAAUGAGGACUACCCCUCCCCCGCAUGCUUUGGUCGCGGAGGAGCCAUCAGUGUAGAGGGUCCACCAGUCGUCCGAGGUAGCCGAGGGCUCCCCGUCCGUUGCUGCCCUUGCGGUACACUCCGUCACAAAGUCCGCCAGGGCUUGGCCCUUGAUGGCAGGCCUUGGGCGGAUGUCAAUGUUGUACUGGCUCAAGAAGAUAGCCCAUUUAACCAUGCGGGAGGAGCUGGUGGGGCUCCUCAUGAGGGCGCCGAGGGGUUGAUGAGUGAGGACCUGAACCGGGUGAGCCUGAAAGUAGUGGCCCAACUUUUUAACAGUCCAAACGAUGGCUAGCACCGUUUUUUCCACAGGGGAGUACCUGAGCUCGGCCUCCCUUAGGGUCUUGCUAACGUAGAAGAUGGCAUGUUGGAUGCCGUCUUCCUCCCGGAUGAGCACAGAGCUGAUGGCCGCCGGGCUAACCCCAAGGUAGAGUUAGAGGGUCUCCCCUACCUUGGGUUUGGAGAGCACAUGAGGUGAAGAUAGAUAUCUUUUGAGCUCGUCGAAAGCCCCCUGGCAUUCUGGAGUCCAUAGAAAGCCAGCCGUCUUCCUCAUGAUCUGGAAGAAGGGUAGAGAUUUUUCCGCCGAUUUAGAUAGGAAGCGGUUGAGGGCUGCCAGGCGGCCCGUCAACCGUUGAACUUCCUUCACAUUGCGUGGGGGCUCCAUGUUGAUGAUGGCCUGGAUUUUCUCGGGAUUGGCCUCAAUACCCCUUCGGCUCACCAUGUAACCCAAGAACUUGCCCCCUUGGACGCCGAAGGUGCACUUCUUCGGGUUUAGCCGAAGGUUGAAUUUUUGCAUGAUGGCGAAGAUUUCCCGGAGGUCGUCAGCAUGGCUGGAAGAUUGUUUGCUCUUGACGAUCAUGUCGUCAACAUAGGCCUCCAUGGUGCGCCCUAGGACGGCUUGAAAGACCCGGGCCACCAUCCGGGUGUAAGUGGCCCCCGAGUUCUUUAGGCCGAAGGCCAUCACUAAGUAGCAGAAGAUGCCCUCGGGAGUCAUGAAGGCAGUUUUUUCGGCGUCUUCCUCGUGCAUAAAAAUUUGGUGAUACCCUCGGAAGGCAUCGAGGAAGGACAUGAUCUCACACCCUGCGGUCUCAUCCACCAAUUGAUCAAUGUUUGGUAGAGGGAAUGGAUCCAUAGGGCAUGCUUUGUUGAGAUCAGUGUAGUCCACGCACAUGCGGAAGGUAGGGGGCUUCUGUGCGAGGACUACAUUCGCCAGCCAUGAGGGAUAUUUCACCUCCUUGAUGUGCUUAAUGGAGAGGAGCAUGGCGACCUCCUUCUUCACAAAUUCCCUCCUCUCGGCGGAGAGGGGUCUUCUUCGUUGUUGCACCGCUUUUGCCGAGGGGUCCACCGAGAGGCGGUGGGUGAUGACCCUUCGGCUAAUUCCCGGCAUGUCCUCCGGCCCCCAUGCAAAGACAGUGGAGUAGGCGCGGAGGGCGUCGGUGAUACCGGUCUUAAAAUCUUCAGGGAGCUGGGCUCCAAUCUUCACGACUCUCUCCGGCUGGGCCGGAUCGAGCGCAAAGUCUUCUACGUCCUCGGCCGGUUCAGCCCUCGGCCUUCUUUCCUCUUGGUCGACGGUUCCGGUGAUGGUGUCAACACGGAGUUCCGUCUUGCUUACCUUCUUAGUGACCUGAAGAUAGCAGGCGCGGGCAAUUUUCUGGUUCCCCGGGAGUAGCCAAUGCCCCCCUCGGCGGGAAACUUGAGGCAGAGAUGCCUCAUGGAGAUGAUGGCUUCGAGGUCCUCGAGGGCUGGCCGGCCGAGGAUGAUGUUGUGGGCGCAGUCAAUGUUGACGACGACGAACUCCACCUCGAGCUGGGCUCUAUGGAGCCCGUCGCCGAAGAUCACCGGGAGGGUUAUUACCCCCUCGGAAUCAAUAGUGUCGCCGGUGAAGCCGGCAAGAGGGGUCUUAAUGGGCCGAAGGGACCCCCUCUCCAGAUGCAGCUCUCUGAAGGUGCUGAGGUACAUUACAUUGACAGAGCUGCCCGUGUCAAUGUAAGUUCGGUGAAUAAUGGUGUCGUUCAUCUCCGUACGAAUCACCAAGGCAUCCAUGUGAGGAGAAGAAGUAGGAGGGAGAUCUGCGUUGGUAAAGGUGAUGGGUUCCUCCCUCAGUCGCUUUACCGGGGGCAUAUGAGUGACUUCCCCCACAUACAGCGAUUGAGCCCACUUCUUUCGUUGGCUGGUGGAAUCGCCCCCUGUAUUGCCACCGGUGAUCAUGAGGAUGUGGCGUUUCUUCUCCUGGUAGUGGGGGUACUCCUCCUCCUCUUCUUCCAAGUUUUCGAUCUCCCUCUUCUUGCUGAGGGGGAUGGUGUUCGGAUUUACCCAGGCAUUUACCUUUGUAUGGUGCCCUCGGGGAGGUCCCUGAUGAGAAGGUCCCUCCUGCCGAGGGCUCUCGACAAACUGGGACAGGUGCCCCGCCUGUAUUAAUCUCUCGAUGGCCGUCUUCAGUUGAUGGCAGUCAUCGGUCCUGUGCCCCUGGUGCCGAUGGAAGCGACAGUAGGGGAACUGAGGGUUGAUAGCGUGUACCUCCGGGGGUGCGCGAGAGUCGCGCUCAACGAGGCCCCUCUCCUCGGCAAAAUCGAGGAUGAUGCUGACGGGGUGCGUCAAUGGUGUCCGAGGGCGGUCCAGGAGAAUGGGCUGGGCCCAAGUCUUAGGGUUGCUCUUAUAACCUCCCCCGGGCUUGGAUUGGCCUUGCCGAGGGCGGUCAUCAGAGGGUCCCGGAGCCUUGGGGCGAUUUGGAGGAGCCCCCGGCCCUCGGUUAUGCCUGUUGUCAGCCCUCGGGGGCUGCGGGUCCGGAUGUUGGUGAUACUUCUCCACCUCCUCGGCCUCAGCAUUUCGGUCCCCCCGCUGCAAGGCCCUUAUGUAGUCGCAGGGGGGUUCAAUGAUGAGGCUCCUUGAAAAGUUGCCGGUGCGGAGGACGGUUUGUAGGAGGGCCAGGAGGGUCCCGUCAUCAGCGCCGUCGACUUUGUCGGCCUCCGUCCUCCAGCGCUCCAGGAAAUCCCGAAGGGUCUCAUCCUUCUUCUGGCGUAUUGUUAGGAGGUGGGAGAAGUGCUUCCUUGUGCGACGCCUCCCGGCGAAUUGUGUCAAGAAUCGUUGGGCGAGUUCUUGCCACGAAUCAAUGCAGCCCUCGGGCAGCCUAUUGAACCAUUCGUAUGCUGGUCCCUCUAAGGUGGAGAGGAACCAACGACACAAAUAUUCGUCUGAUGCCCCCACCAUCAUCAUGCUGUUCUGGUAUUUGUUGUAGUGCUCCUGGGGGUCCGUUUUCCCGUUGUAGGGCUGUAUGUGUUGCCCUCGGUAUUUUUCCGGGAUCCGGGCCGCCAAUACCCUUGGGGUAAAUGGCGUCCGAGUCCGGAGCUGGAUAGCGGGUUCCCCGGAGCUCUCGGCCACCUUCUUUUGUAACUCCUCCAUCUUGGCCAUCAUGGCCUCGUAUUUGAGAUCUGAAUGAGGGGUGGAGGUGGUGGCGUGAGCUUUGUUGGACUCCAUCUCGUCAAGCCGGCGUUGGAGGGCCGCAAUAAUCUCGUCCCGGGGAUCCUUCAGGAGGGUCUCCGCCCCCUGCGAACGAACCCGGGCCGAGUGGGCCUGGUUGAUUUGGUGCCGGGCAUCGUCGGCAUGAAGGGGUGCCUUGCCCUUGUCCCGAGGGGGACGCUCCUCGUCUGCCCUCGAAACAGACCCCCCGCUUUCCUGGGGCCUUUGGAGUGCUUUCCCCCCGAGGCGGUCUUGGACCCCUCGGCGGUCUGGCCCUCCUCCGAGCCGAUUGAGGGCGGAAGUACGGGGCCUUUCCCUGUUGUCAUUAUGGCGGUCCCAGGACUGAACUUCCUGGGAGGAUGUUUCUUGGGCUACCACCCCUUCGUCGUUUCUCACCCGAUGGGCGGGAUUUCCGAAGGGGUGUGGCAGAGGGGGAAGUAUGAUAUUUUCCCCGACCUGAGGGUGAGCUGGAGCCAGGGUGUCGAAGGCACCCGGGUUCUGAGUGAGCGUUUGGAUGAAGGCGGAGAGCGCCGAUUGUACGUCGAUGGUGAGAACCGGAGGGCUGACUUGGUCAUCGCUCCGGUUUUUCUUCUUGGCCUCGAUGCCGAGGCGGGCAUCGGGGGCGUUUUGUUGGAUCUGAAGGCGUAGGUCGACAGCCGCCUGUUCCAGCCCAGCGAUGACACCGCCCUCGGGAGCCCUGUGAGAGGCUUCGGGGGCGUUGACAUCGCCGAGGGGCAGGUUCUUGUCUUCUACGUUCUUUGAGUUGGCACGUGUUGUCCUCUCCAUUUUGAUAGAGGGCUAGUGUUUUGUGUUUGGUCGAGGAAGAGGGUUUCUUACUCGAUUGUUCAACCUCUCAACGAGAGCACCAAAUGAUGGAUACUCUACCCGGGGGUAUAUAUCCGAAGAGUUAUUACGGGGAGUAACUUAGAGAGAAGUCAGAGCAAGUAAGUAAAAGUAGAGAGAGAAAAUGUAUUAUAAAUGCGGAGUGUUUUCAGCGUGUUAUGACUUGGUUACAAAUGGGGAAAAGGGGUGCUAUUUAUAGUAGCAAUAAAUGCCGGGCAGGGACACGUGUCAAGCGCUCAUUGGCCGAGGGGUCACCUCAACUGGUUGGCGCUGGCAGCCGCAUGUGGCCGCAUUUAAUUCGGCUGUUGGAUGGGACGUCUGUGCGGGGUACGGUGAUCUGUACGCAUGUGAGGCGGAUAUCUUGUCGAGUGAGAUGCUUUCGGCUAUAGAGCAGUAGCCGAGGGCUCUUCCACCCGAUGGCACCCCUGGUGCCGAGGGCUCACAGUGCCGAGGGCUGCCGUUUUCGCCGUUUUCUCCCAGUUUCUUAGUUUGCUUGAGAAACCCGUUCUGUGAGAAUUUGGAGCCUUCGGCCAGGGGGCCGAAGGCACCCCUGGCGCGUAGUGCGGACUGGCUGGUACUCUGGGCGCUGUGAUUUGGGCCCGUUGGGCCUUCUGGGUCUGUUGGGCCUUCGCUGGAGUAGUAGGAGUCUGUGGGCCGGGGGUUCCCGGGCCAUAUACUCCAUCACAAGCAUAUAGGCUGCCCAUGGAAGAUAAAUCUUAGAAAGGUAAUGAACUCUCAUUCUUGGAGGAUUUUACAGUACCAUGUCACACAUGAAGGUUUCUCUUGGGUCUAUCACAACAAAAUGGUGAACUCAAGCAAGGUAGCAAAUAGGUGGUUCAAGGAGAUUGAGGGUCACUCAAACUGGAAAACCAAAGAAUUUAGACAGAAAGUAUGUACUGAAGAACGCUUCCAUUUGAGUCUCAGGCAAGCUUAUAGAGCAAUAAGUAAGGCUAAGAGAAAACUGAAAGGUGAAGAAGAAGAUUACUUCAAGAAGAUAUGGUCAUAUGUGGCUGAAAUAAGGACCAAUCCCGGAAGCACAUGUGUUGUGAAAUUGAGUGAAAAUGUAGAAGUGGAUGGACAUCAAAGAUUUCUGAGGAUGUAUAUGUGUUGGGAAGCAUGCAGGGAAGGAUUUAAACAGUGUAGAUUAGUGCUUGGGGUUGAUGGGACCCAUCUGAAAACAGCUACUGGGGCCAGCUUUUAGUUGCAAUCGGAAUUGAUGCAAAUAAUAGCAUCUUUCCACUAUCUUAUGCUAUUGUUGAGGGUGAAAGUAGUGAAUCCUGGGCUUGGUUCUUGAACCUUGUGAAGAGGGAUGCUGAUAUCACAGAAGCAAAUGAGCAUGUUUUCACUUUGAUGUCAGACAAGCAGAAAGGGCUAAUUCAAGUUGUGAAUGAAUUGUUACCCGGUGUUGAGCAUAGAUUUUGUGUGAGGCAUCUACAUGGCAACAUGAAGGCUGUAGGUUUUACUGGGAAAGCCAUAAAAGAUUGUAUUUGGGAAUGUAGGAAGGCAUGCACUAUUAACUCUUAUAAAGUUGCCCUAUCCAAAUUCAAAGAAAUUGAUGGGCAAGCAUUUGAGUGGCUGGCAGACAAGCACCCCAGAGAAUGGUCAAGAGCACACUUCUCAACUCACUCCAAAACUGACAUGUUGACCAACAACAUUUGUGAGUGCUUUAACAGUGUCAUACUUGAGGCCAGACAACAAGCCCUUUUGGUGUGUCUAGAAAGUAUCAGGAAACUACUUCUAACAAAGUUGUUCACUAGCAGGAUCAAGGCAAGGAAGUGGUCUUCAAAUAUUUGCCCUAGAAUAGCCAAGAAAAUCCAAGACACUGAGAAGUUAGCUGCAAGUUUGAUUGGAUAUCAGUGUGGUGACAAUGAUUUUGAGAUAAUGGGAAGUCAUGGCAACCAACAUGGUGUGAAUUUGGAGAAGAGAACAUGCACUUGCAAGCAGUGGGACUUAACUGGGAUCCCCUGCAAGCAUGCAAUCUGUGCUAUAUGGCUGAAAUUUGGAAAAGGCCAUGUUGAUGCAUAUGUCCACCCAUGUUAUUCCAAGGACACCUAUUUGAAGAUCUAUGGAGGGUCCAUAAAGCCAAUGGCAGGCCCAUAUGACUUGCCUUGGUCUGACAGACUUCCCCCUCUUCCACCUGUAUAUGCUGCUAGAGCUGGAAGGCCAAGAAAACUAAGGAGGAAAUCUGCAGUAGAUUUGAGCACAAAUGGUGUCCGAGUUGCAAGAACACAUAUCAAAUUGCAUUGUUCAAAGUGCAAGAAGGCUGGUCACAAUGUUAGGAGAUGUCCGGAUGAUCCUAACAACAAGGAAAAGCUGCUGCAACCUAGAAAAAGAAAUAGGAAACCAAAGAGCAAGCAAAGUGUUGGAGUGCAUGAUAGAAUUGAGGAGCCUAGGGAUGAGGGGGUUGCUACAGAGGAAACCUUUGGUGAUCACACCAACCUUUAUGAUGACCUCAACCUCAUUGACAUUACCAUGCAGUCUGCUGAAGGAGCAAAUUUUGCAAGUCAGGUUCCUAUUGUUGUGAGUAUAGAGGACAUUGCUAUGUUCACUCAAGAGACACAGGUCAGUCAAGACUCAGAAGAGAGCAAAGAAGAAACCUUAGAAGGGAGCAAACAAGAUACCAAAGAAGAGAGCCCCAAAGGAGAGAGUGAAGAGGUUUCAGAAGAAGAGACUGUUGGGACAUACCAGAGGACAAAAAAAGGGGUUAGGAUAUGUUAUGGACCACCCCCUUGUCAAAAGAAGAGCAGAUCAAAUGUAGUCAAAGCACCCAAACUCAGCAUUAAAAGGGGACCAACCUAUGCUACUAGAUCCAAAACAACUUUCAAAUCAGUCUUCUUUGGAAAUGAUGAUGACCCCAUUGAUAUACAUUAGUGGGUGGACUAAAAUGUGUAUUCAUGAUGCUACUUUGAUGAUGUAAUGUAAUGUAUUACCUUUUUAGCUUUUUGGAAGUGACUGUAUUGCUAAAGCUUCUAUGUUUUUGAGAUACUUUGGCUAUUCAUGAUCACAGUGUGAUCAUGUAAUGUAUGGAUUGGCAUUUUGGUUGUCUAUGAUAUCAGGUUUUUGGAUGAUCUCAUGUAAUGCAUGGAUUAGCAGUUUGGUUGUGUAUGAUCUCAUGUAAUGUAUUAACAGGUUGUUAAGUAACUUCAAACAUUGGUAGUG